Agrilus planipennis (emerald ash borer) is the source of this 813-nucleotide messenger RNA. RefSeq lists its product as uncharacterized. Bases 1 to 813 code for a protein of 270 amino acids. The record is from RefSeq and is a predicted model, not a curated record. Gene Ontology annotation, biological process: DNA integration. Lineage: Eukaryota; Metazoa; Arthropoda; Insecta; Coleoptera; Buprestidae. The transcript has a single exon. Gene Ontology annotation, molecular function: nucleic acid binding.
AUGGGGGACCAGGAGGCAGCCACGGUUGCGCGCAAUUUCCACCACCAUUGGAUAGCACGCUUUGGGACUUCGUUGCGCGUUACUACCGAUCAGGGCAGGCAGUUCGAGUCGCACCUGUUCAAAGAAUUGAACGCUUUGACAGGUACGACUCAUCUAAGAACAACGGCCUAUCAUCCGGAAGCAAAUGGGAUGGUCGAAAGGUUCCACCGGCAGCUGAAGGCCGCAAUCAAGUGCCACCAUUCAGCAAAAUGGAUCGAAACCCUUCCGACGUUGAUCCUAGAGAUACGUUCGGCAUGGAAGGAGGAUCUACAAUCCACUGCAGCAGAGAUGGUGUACGGAGAACCGGGCGAAUUUCUAGGAAAGGCGGAGCAGGAAGCUACCACAACGUCUGACUUCGUCCAGAAACUACGGCAAUAUGUACGACAACUACAACCCGUACACGGCACCAGGCAUGGCGAGAGGACACCGUUCGUUUUCAAGCACCUCGCAACCGCAAGCCAGGUGUUUGUGCGCCAUGACGAGCCAAAAGGACCACUCCAGCAGCCGUACGAUGGUCCAUUCAAGGUGGUAUCACGAGCGGAAAAGGUGUUCGUGGUAUGUGUUCGCGGACAAAACAUCAAAAUAUUAAUAAACCGCUUAAAACCUGCCGACCUGGACGAUAUCAAUACCAACAACGAGAGAACUACCGAGGUCCAACUGAUUCCGAUAAUUCCAGAGCAUCAAGCCACGCAGGAACACCACCAAUCACGGAACCACCAGUCGUGCAAUCACCGCCACAAAGAACAACGCGAUCAGGACGCCGCGUUUUCCUGA